CAUACGUAGCUUCAAGUCUUCAACUGAUCAACAUCGAUCGACGUGGCUUUCAGAGAAACCGAACCAUACGUUUAUGAUAUCUCUAUUAACCAAUUCCCUCUUAAUUCUCUUCCAUCCAUGAAAUUCUGAUCUGUAGUUCUCGGGCCUAUAUAACUUGAUGAACCAAGCAAACUACAUCGUAGGUACCUUUAAUUAAUAGAGUCAUCACCAAUAUGAAACCUAUUUUCAUUCCUCUUAACCUUUCCAGCUUGUUUUUACUCAUCGUCACCCUGCUGGUGGCCGGAGAGUCCGCACCUAUCUACUCUCCAACCUAUAAUAUCACCCUUAACUGUGGCUUUUCCGGCGACAAGGUCAGUGCUUACGAUUUUCAAACUUGGACGGGUGACAUCAACUCAAAGUUUUUCCCCGAAGCAGUUGGUGGCACAUCCCAAGUCGGAAAUGCACCACCGUCGUCCUCCUUAGGCAGCUAUGUACCAUUCACCACAGCUCGGCUUUCGCAUUCGGAAUUCACUUACAGAUUUCCCGUAAGUCCAGGCCAGAAGUUCAUCCGCUUGUAUUUCUUCCCAGCUACAUACAACGCGGACUUCGACAGCUCGAAAUCACUUUUCUCUGUCAAAGCCGGUGGCUACACACUUCUCAAGGACUUCAACGCUUCUCUCGGUAGAAUUUACUAUAACUCUGAGACACUACUUACAGAAUUCUGCCUCAACUUUGAGCCAGAUCAGCGGAGUCUGAACAUCACAUUCACUCCCAGCCAGGGUGGAUACGCUUUUAUUAACGGGAUCGAAAUCAUGUCCAUGCCAACCAAUCUUUACCACUCGGCAGCCCAAGGAGAUGGGGCUAGUUAUCUUGGCAGCAGCGAUAGCAGAUAUCUUGUUAAAAACAACACCGCUCUGCAGAUGAUCUACCGAAUCAACGUUGGUGGCAACCCAGUAUCUCCGAAUGAAGACACCGGCAUGUACCGCACCUGGGACCCACCCGACGAGUUCUUCUUAGAUGAUCGAAGUAAAAAUUUGAGCAUUUCACGAAGAUAUAAUACCCAUCUCAAUUUUGCAAGAAUCUUUAACUACACUGCGCCCGAAGAGGUGUACCGAACGGGCCGGACAAUGGGAGGGAACAGCACCAUCAACAAGAGCUACAAUCUCACCUGGAGAUUCCCUGUAGAUCCCGACUUUUCUUACCUGGUGAGGCUCCAUUUCUGUGAGAUUGAUCCGAAUAUUACCGCGGCUAAAGAUAGAAUGUUUCAGAUUUUCAUAGCUAAUUUUACAGCUGAACCGCAAGCAGACAUAAUCCACUGGACUACAGAAAAUGGAAUCGGAAAUGGGAUUCCCAUAUAUAGGGACUACUUUGUGCCGAUGCUGAAUCUUGGAACCCAGAAGAAAGGUUCCGUUAAUAUCUCUGUUGCACUACAAGCAUAUCAAGACGAUUACCUAACUCGAUAUAACGAUGCGAUAUUGAAUGGGCUGGAAAUCUUCAAACUCAAUGACACAGACGGCAAUCUCGGCGGACCCAUCCCCGAGCUACCGAAUAUCACGCCAAAGGUGGCGUCGGAAAGCUCUAGAAACUCGAAGAAGAAGUCGAUUCCUAUGCUUGCUAUUCUCGCCGGUGUAGUUUCGGUCUUACUUGUUGUUUCCGUCGUCGGGUUUUUACUUUUCAGGCGUGGAAGAAAAGUCAAGGACUCCAACUCCAGCAAAGCAACAAAGUGGGGGCCAUAUUCUUUUUCGACGACCAAGUCAACCAAGUCUCGCGGCUCAUCUCUACCGUCGGACCUGUGUCGUCACUUUUCACUGGCUGAGAUCAAAGCCGCCACCCAAAACUUCAACGAUGUUUUCAUCAUCGGGGUUGGUGGGUUUGGCAACGUGUACAAAGGGUAUGUGGAUGAUGGGUCCACACCGGUGGCGAUCAAACGGCUGAAACCCGAGUCAUCACAGGGCGCCCGCGAGUUCAAGACCGAGAUAGAGAUGCUCUCCCAACUCCGCCACCUCCAUUUGGUGUCUCUCGUUGGAUAUUGCACUGAGCAAGGUGAGAUGAUCUUGGUGUAUGACUACAUGGCACGUGGGACCCUCCGAGACCAUUUGUACAGAACUGAAAAUCCACCACUUCCGUGGGAACAACGGCUCCAAAUUUGUAUUGGUGCGGCGCGUGGGUUGCACUACCUUCACACGGGGGCCAAGCGCAUGAUUAUCCACCGCGACGUGAAGAGCACAAAUAUCUUAUUGGAUGAGAAAUGGGUGGCCAAGGUUUCGGACUUUGGGUUGUCCAAAAUGGGCACCACCACUUUGUCCAAGACUCACAUCAGUACAGUGGUGAAGGGUAGUUUUGGUUAUCUUGACCCGGAGUACUAUAGACGUCAGCAGUUGACUGAAAAAUCGGACGUUUACUCUUUUGGAGUAGUCUUGUGUGAGGUUUUGUGUGCAAGGCCAGCUCUGAUACGCACGGCGGAGAAGAAGCAAAUGAGCCUAGCUGAAUGGACCAAGACUAGUCAUCGAAAUGGCACGAUUAAUCAAAUCAUUGAUCCAAAUCUAAGGGGAAAGAUUGCAGCCACAUGUCUGAAUAAGUUUGUUGAGCUUGCGUUGAGUUGUAUGAAUGAUAAUGGAAGUGAGCGGCCAUCGAUGAAUGACGUAGUAUGGGGGCUUGAGUUUGCACUGCAGCUUCAGCAGAGUGCGGAAGCAAUGUUAUACUCCAACGUCGAAAAGGAAGGUGAAGAUGAGGUUGCAUUAAUGAAAGGUAAUGAUGCUGGGAUGAGUUGUAGCUGGGAAUACUCGUCGGAUUCGAAGAACAGCAGAACGACCAAAACUAGUAGCGAUGAGCAAAUUUCUACCACCAAUGAAUCCAUGAAAGGCAUGUCUGGAACAAUCUUCUCUGAGAUCAAGGAUCCCACUGUGAGAAGUAGCCUCCCCUGUUUCCAACUUCAUCCUUACCCUCAUCUCUCUCUACCAACAAUGAAAACAAUCAUCACUCCUCUCUACCUCUCCUUGUUCCUCCACAUCCUCACUCUCUUCGUCACCGCUCAGUCGCCACCAUACACUCCGGUCGACAAUAUCGUCCUCGCCUGUGGCAAUUCCGGCCAACCGACCUCUAAUGACCUCAGAAAGUGGAGUGGAGAUAUCAACUCAAAAUUCACCCCAAUAGGUAACGCAUCCCAAUCCAUAGAUGCACCGCGGUCGGGCACAGCGAGCCAAGUCCCUUACACCAAAGCUCGGCUCUCUCGCUCCGAAUUCACUUACAAAAUUCCCCUCUCUCGCGGCCAAAAAUUCAUCCGCUUGCAUUUCAAUCCAGAUACAUACACCCCGGAUUUCCGACGCUCCAAUUCCCUCUUCUCCGUCACCGCCGGCGGCUUCACUCUCCUCAAAGACUUCAACGCCUCCGUCACCGCCGACGCUUUCGGCGAGUCCCCGCUGGUCAGAGAAUUCUGUGUAAACAUCGAGACAGGACAGAGACUCGAGAUCACCUUCACACCAAGCAAAGAUGCGUACGCUUUCAUCAACGGAAUCGAAAUCGUGUCAAUGCCCGCCGGUUUUUACUAUACUUCUUCAGCUAAUUUUGUCGACACCGGCGCAAGGUCAUAUCCGAUCGAAAACAACACAGCUCUGGAGAUGGUGUACCGAAUCAACGUCGGCGGAGGCCCCAUCUCGCCGAACACAGACACCGGAAUGUACCGGAAUUGGGACACCGCAGACGAAAUUUAUUUGGAUGAUAGAAGUAAAAAAUUGAGCGUGCUACCACAGAACAAUACAAUCGAGCUCAAUUUCGUCGAAGUUCCAGAAUACUCUGCCCCAAAACCAGUUUACACAACAGGUCGGUCAAUGGGGAUGAACAAAACCAUCAACAAGAGCUAUAACCUCACAUGGGUAUUUCCCUUAGAUCCCAAGUUUUAUUACCUGGUGAGACUCCAUUUCUGUGAGUUUGAAUCUGAUAUUACCAAGUACGGUGAUCGAUCGUUUCAAAUCUUCAUGGCCAAUCAAACCGCAGAAGAACUUGCAGAUGUCAUCGGAUGGAGUGGAGCAAAUGGGAAUCCAGUUUACAGAGACUACGUUGUGGGAAUGUUCAUGCCUCCGGUUGGAAACCAGAAGAAAGUUAAACUCUUUCUAGUACUCGCAGCGCUGCAGAGAGAUUCGUAUACUAAAUACAACGAUGUCAUCUUGAACGGGCUAGAAAUCUUCAAGCUCAAUGACACGAGUGGGAAUCUUGCCGGACCCAACCCCGACCCACCUCCGGUGAAACCACCAAAGGUACCACCGAAGAGCCCCAGUAAGAAAAAGUCUGCUCCUAUGGCAGCUAUCAUUGCAGGCGUAGUUUCCGGUUUACUUAUGCUCUCUGUUCUCGGAUUUUUUGUUUUCCGGCGAGGGAGAAAGUCCAAGGACUAUAGCUCAAGUCAAGUAAAGUGGGGUCCGCUUUCUUUUUCAACGACUACUAAGUCCUCCAAGUCCACCACGUCUUACGGUUCAUCUCUGCCGUCGGAGCUGUGUCAUCACUUUUCAUUGCCGGAGAUCAGAGCCGCCACGCAAAACUUUGAUGAAUCGAACGUUAUUGGGCGUGGCGGGUUUGGUAACGUGUACAAAGGUACCAUCAACGGUGCGUCCACCCCCUUUGCGAUCAAACGGCUGAAAGCGGAGUCGUCACAGGGUGCCCUUGAGUUCAAGACGGAGAUCGAGUUGCUCUCCCAACUGCGUCACGUCCAUCUCGUGUCUCUGGUCGGGUAUUGUGACGACAACGGUGAGAUGAUUUUGGUGUAUGACUACAUGGAAAAUGGGACCCUACGCGAUCAUUUGUACAACUCCGAAAAUCCACCUCUUCCUUGGGAACAAAGGCUUCAAGUUUGUAUUGGUGCGGCGCGUGGGUUGCACUACCUUCACACUGGUGUCAAGUGUAUGAUCAUUCACCGAGAUGUGAAGAGCACGAACAUCUUGUUGGAUGAUAAAUGGGUGGCCAAGGUCGCUGAUUUUGGGUUGUCGAAAAUGGGCACGACCACCAUGUCUAAGACCCACAUCAGCACCAUGGUCAAGGGUAGUUUCGGCUAUCUCGACCCGGAGUACUAUCGUCGUCAACAGUUGACUGAGAAGUCUGAUGUGUACUCAUUCGGAGUAGUAUUGUGUGAGGUCUUGUGUGCUAGGCCGGCUUUGAUCCGUACAACGGACAAGAAGCAAAUGAACCUAGCUGCAUGGUUUAAGACCUGUCACGGAAACGGAACGCUUGACCAAAUCAUUGACCCUAAUUUGAGGGGUAAGAUUGUAAAUGAGUGCUUGGACAAGUUUGUUGAAAUUGCAAUUAGUUGUAUGCAUGAUAAUGGGAGUGAACGACCGUCCAUGAAUGAUGUUAUAUGGGCGCUUGAGUGUGCAUUAAAACUUCAAGAGACCGUAGAGGGUUCGGAUUUGGAUUUCAAUGCCGGAAAGAAGGGUGAAGAUGAGGCUUCAAUGCUGAAUGAUAGUGAUGCAGGGUUUAGUGGCACAUGGGGAGACUCGUUAGGUUCCAAUAACAGCAGGGUGACCAAAACUAGUAGUAGUUACCAAAAUUCUAGUGCUAGUGAUUCCAUUAAAGGGUUGUCAGGUACAAUCUUCUCUGAGAUCUACGAACCCAAUGGAAGAUGAUUCGACCAUAUAGGAUCCAUAAGCGAGACUGUUGAUGUAGUGCAUUUGUGUUUAAUGAUCUCAACUCAGUUUGUAACUAUAUAUGUUGUGUGCUUCAAUCCAAGUGAGUAGUGUGAUGACGUAAUUUUGAAUAAGGAUAUAUCAUUUGCUCUUAUUUUUUGUA
Rosa chinensis is the source of this 5751-nucleotide messenger RNA. RefSeq lists its product as uncharacterized. The record is from RefSeq and is a predicted model, not a curated record. Gene Ontology annotation, molecular function: protein kinase activity; ATP binding. Gene Ontology annotation, biological process: protein phosphorylation. Lineage: Eukaryota; Viridiplantae; Streptophyta; Magnoliopsida; Rosales; Rosaceae.